GGAACGAUGGCGGCCGCGAGCGAGCCCCUCGGGCAGCUCGAUUGGAACUUUAGCCAGGUGUUCGGCGAGCGCACGCCGGGAGAGGAGGUGCAAGACGCGGACAUAAUCAGCGCGGUGGAGUUCGAUAAGACAGGGGAGCACCUCGCGACCGGCGACAGGGGCGGCCGCGUCGUGCUAUUCGAGAGGAUCCACCCGUCAAAGACUGCGCUGGUGCGUGCCCCGCUGACCCAUCCGGGCGGUCCGAGCAUUCCCCCCGUGGAGUACCGCUACCUCACCGAGUUUCAGUCCCACGAGCCCGAGUUUGACUACCUCAAGUCGCUCGAGAUUGAGGAGAAGAUCAACACGCUGCGGUGGUGCCACCAGGGCGCGAACGGCGCCAGGUUCCUGGUGUCCACGAACGACAAGACGAUCAAGCUCUGGAAAGUUUUCGAGAAGCAGAUGCAGCACGUCUCCGACUUUAACCUGGACGCCAGCACGCCCCCCCCGCCCGGCGCCCCCGCCCGGCCCCUCAACGGCGGCUCCCCCGGCACACUGGGUUCCCCCGUCUCCAGCGCGGGCGGGUCGUUCAGCGGCAGACUGCGGCUGCCCUCGGUGCACAGCACGGAUGUCGUGUUUAGCGCCCGGUGCCGGCGCCUGUACGGCAACCAGCACGCGUAUCACAUCAACUCGCUCUCCGUCAACUCCGACUGCGAGACGUUCAUCAGCGCGGACGACUUGCGCAUCAACCUGUGGCACCUGGAAUCCAGCGGCAGCAGCUUCAACAUCGUGGACAUCAAGCCGAACAACAUGGAGGACCUCACCGAGGUGAUCACGUCGGCCGAGUUUCACCCGAAUCAGUGCAACCUCUUCGCCUACUCGAGCAGCAAGGGCGCCAUACGACUGGCGGACAUGCGCGCCUCGGCGCUGUGCAACAACCACGCGAAGAUAUUCGACGAGCAGGAGCCCCCCGGCACCAGGUCGUUCUUCUGCGAGAUCAUCGCGAGCAUCUCGGACGUCAAGUUUAGCAGGGACGGUCGGUACAUCCUCGCGCGCGAUUAUCUCACCGUCAAGCUGUGGGACAUCAACAUGGACUCCAAGCCGGUGGCGCAGUUCAAGGUGCACGAGCACCUCCGAUCGAAGCUCUGCGACCUGUACGAGAGCGACAGCAUCUUCGACAAGUUCCAGUGCUGUCUGAGCGACGACGGCAGCCACCUGGCGACGGGUUCGUACGGAAACACGUUUAGAACGUUCGACACCCACGCGGGGGGCGCGGACACGCUGGAGGUUACCAAGACCCCUCAGAGGCUCCGAACGGAACGCGUUCGGGCGGCGACGGGCGGGUCCCUGAGCUCGAGCCCGAGUCUGGUGGGAGGUUUGAUGGGGCGGGCGUCGGGAAGGUCGAGCCCGAGCCCGCAUUUGCAACCCGCAGGGCCGGGAUCGCCGGAUUUUCAGACGAAGAUUCUGCACAUGGCUUGGCACCCGCAGGAGCACGUGCUGGCCUGCGCGGCGUCCAACUCGCUGUACAUCUUCAACGCCUGACCUACGCGAGAGACGCGCUCUUGGAGGGGGUGCGGCGCGGGUGCGGAGGGUAUUUAUACGGGAUCGUCGGGGGGGGGGGGGGAAUAAUCAAUAGGAUCAAAUCACAUCGGGAGGCGGCGGCGGCGCCGGCGCCCCUUCCCCAUUCGUUGCCAUGUGUUGGCGGGCUUGCAGUAAGAGAGAACACGCUUCAAACAAGAGUCCGCGUCGCGACCGGAGCGUGAUCAACCGUACCGGUAUGGUGGUUUUGGCUCGUACGGGCUUUCAGCGCCGAUACCAAACCCCCGAACCCCGAGCGCGGAAUCAAAAGUUUGUUCGUCACCGACUCGAUCCGCCCUCGUCGCCCGCUUCCAACCUCGUCACCGCCGCGUGCGCCGCGUGAAGCACCGUCGUCCGCGCGUGAACCCCCCCCUCGCCGCGCGUGCGCUCCGCGUGCGUGACGGGCAGCUCGCGCAUCGACUCGCCCACCCUCAGCGCGGCGACGGCGCUCUCGGGCGCGGCGAAAUCGAACGCGAGGGAUACGCACGAUUUGACGUUGCGAGUUUGCCUUGGACAGCCGGCGGGGAUCAUGACCGUUUCUGACCGUUUCUGACGAAUCACCCACGGCUUGACCACCCCGCCGCUCUCCCGCCCGAGCUCGUCGAUCUCGUUGGAGCUCAGGAAGCACCGCCCGUCGUGCAGGGGUAAUCGCGCCGCCAGAGCCCGUCGUUUGUCGUUCGCCGAAUCGCGGUGUUCGCGGUUGUGGUGGUUCCUUCGAUCGCCGUCGGGCGGAUGCGCCAAGACCGGGAGAUUCUCGGAGAGGUAUCGCGCGAUGUGACCCUCGUGUUCGCGCCUGAACACGUGCCACACCGCACCCGGCGAUUCGUGCCCCGUUUGGAAGCCCCCGUCUGGGCGCGAACCGUCGCGUCCAUCGCCCGCGUCCCUCUCGAGCGCGAGACACAGAACCUCCGCCGUGUCCACCGACGACGUCCUCAACCGCUGACUCACCGCGUCUCCCGCGCCGCCAACCUCCUCGCGCCUGCCGUACGCGAUCCUGGUCCGCACGCACCCCCCACCCGCGCCGAACGACGCCCCGUCGCCGUGUAAACCCCCCGCGUUGGCCGACACGUGCGUGCGCAAAUUCAUCGGACCGUCCACCGGGUUGGUGUACUCCUGAAAGGGUAAGCCGCCGAUGGCGUACGAGACGUGACGGGGCGCGCGUGCACGAAGCUCAGCCUCGGACGGCC
This is a messenger RNA of Micromonas commoda, 2741 nucleotides long. RefSeq lists its product with no specific name. Gene Ontology annotation, biological process: peptidyl-serine dephosphorylation. The record is from RefSeq and is a predicted model, not a curated record. The coding region runs from base 7 to 1518 and encodes 503 amino acids. Gene Ontology annotation, cellular component: protein phosphatase type 2A complex; cytosol. The transcript has 4 exons. Lineage: Eukaryota; Viridiplantae; Chlorophyta; Mamiellophyceae; Mamiellales; Mamiellaceae. Gene Ontology annotation, molecular function: protein phosphatase regulator activity; protein binding.